UCAUAACUCCACAGACAGCCUUUCCUUCGCAAGUGCAGCGUCCAGCAAAGACAAUCUGACGUAUUUAAUUGACGCCUCACUUUAUUUCUCAGUGAAGGAUUACAAGACGUACACCACAUUAGGAGUUACGCUCAAUCAAAAGAGGAGAUUAUCUCUGAGACAUGAUGGAGAUUGAAAUGUCUAAAAUGCAGCCAAGCCAACAGGACAUGGAUCUGAUCGAUAUCCUGUGGCGGCAGGACGUUGAUCUGGGCGCGGGCCGCGAGGUGUUUGACUUCAGCUACAGGCAGAAGGAGGUGGAGCUGCGCAGGCAGAGGGAGCAGGAGGAGCAGGAGCUGCAGGAGCGUCUGCAGGAGCAGGAGAAGACGCUGCUGGCUCAGCUGCAGCUCGACGAGGAGACCGGGGAGUUCCUGCCACGCAGCGCACCGCUCACACACACACCUGAAGCAGACGGUGGAGGAGGAACACAGAAUGGGGGUUUUGCAGAACAAGAUCCCAUGUCAUUCGAUGAGUGCAUGCAGCUCCUGGCUGAAACCUUUCCACUAACAGAGCCGGCUGAGUCUGCUCCGCCUUGCCUGGACGCCUCCGCUCCACCUUCCACUGAUCUCAUGAUGCCCGCAGAUGUCCAGGCGUUUACCCAGAAUCCUCUGCUGCCAGGCUCUCUGGAUCAGGCCUGGAUGGAGCUGCUGUCACUCCCAGAGUUGCAGCAGUGCCUCAACAUGCAAAUGCAGGAGACGUUGGAUAUGAAUGCAUUCAUGAAACCUUCAACAGAAGCACCAACCCAAAACUACAGCCAAUAUCUCCCCGGGAUGGACCAUCUCGGCCCGGCACAGGCAGAAGCGUGUCCUCCUGAAUUCACCAACACCUAUAAUGGAUCCUUCAACACUAUGAUGUCACCAAAUAUGAACCAAUUGAGUCUGAACGUCCCGGAUGUGGGAGCCGAGUUUGGUCCUGAAGAAUUUAACGAGCUGUUUUAUCCAGAGAUGGAGGUUAAAGUGAACAACCCUCCAAUUGCAUCAGAUGGGGGAAACAUGGUCGGCGAUCCUCCAGUUAACCCAAUAGAUCUACAGAGCUUCUCACCGGGAGAUUUCAGCUCAGGAAAACCAGAUCCAAUCGUGGAGUUUCAAGACUCUGACUCGGGUUUGUCCCUAGAUGCAAGUCCUCAUAUGAGCUCUCCGGGGAAGUCCAUAAACGAAGACGGAUCCUUCGGAUUUAGUGAUUCUGACUCUGAGGAGAUGGAAGGAAGUCCGGGAAGCAUGGAGUCAGAUUACAAUGAGAUAUUCCCAUUGGUUUACCUCAACGAUGGCUCUCAGACUCCUCUUUCGGAGAAGUCGUCAUCGGAGAAACAGGAGAUGAAACCGAAAAACCCAAAGAUGGAGCCGGCGGAGGCUAGCGGACACUCCAAACCUCCGUUCACCAAAGACAAGCUGAAGAAGCGCUCCGAGGCGCGGCUCUCCCGUGACGAACAGAGAGCGAAAGCCUUGCAGAUCCCGUUUACCGUAGAUAUGAUCAUCAAUCUACCCGUAGACGACUUUAACGAGAUGAUGUCCAAACACCAGCUCAACGAAGCCCAGCUAGCGCUCGUCCGGGAUAUCCGCAGACGGGGCAAGAACAAAGUGGCGGCACAAAACUGCCGCAAACGCAAGCUGGAGAACAUCGUGGGAUUGGAGUACGAGCUGGACUCGCUGAAGGAGGAAAAGGAGCGUCUGAUGAAGGAAAAGAGCGAACGCAGCAGCAAUCUGAAAGAGAUGAAGCAGCAGCUGAGCACGCUCUAUCAGGAGGUUUUCGGGAUGCUUCGAGAUGAGAACGGAAAGGCGUUCUCGCCCAACGAGUUCUCCCUUCAGCACACAUCGGACGGCACUGUUUUCCUGGUUCCUCGCCUUAAAAAGACUCUCGUGAGGAACAUCUAGCUUUGUCCUUCCUCCUUCUCUCUUCUUCUACACUUUGCUUCUGUUUUUUUGGUACUGCUUUUCUCUUGCUAACACUGUGUCCUAACCAGGCGUGAUAUAAAUCCAAUAAAGCGACAAAAUCAUUGACAAAAUUUGAUGCGAACACUGGGAUUUUCAUAACCGCACUUUUUCUUCGUGGUUUCGUGGUUACGUGGUACAGUGUGGUUGUGUGUACACUACAACCAUAGUUUUUGCCUUUUGAAAUUACCAUACGCUCUGUUUCCUCAUUUCUGAUUGGCUAACACAAGGGCAAAGUUCAUGAGGCAAAACUCUGUACAUUCGCGGUAAACACAUCGCAUAUUUCGAGUCGUUCUCCCGCAGGACGAUAAUCCACCUCUGUUCUCAAAUUAGCAUUUUUUUGUAUGCUAUUUACUCACGCAAAUACUUAAUUCCCCAUUUGCGGUGAACCAAGAAUAAAAGUGUUAUUAUCGCCGCCCGUUGGUUCGGGGUGCUCUUAACAUUGUUUGUAAAAACAUCCGUGUACGUGUGGACAUGGCCUAAAACAACGUCUUACUUUCGCAUAGGAGCAUAAGGUGAUUACGAUUGUAUCUUGUCAGAAUUUACGAACACGAUACUAAUGUCACGCCAUAAGUAGUAAUAUCAGUAGUCAGAAUUUGACGAAUGAGUUAAACGUCAUAUGUGAUACUCUGAACCCAUAUUCUGAAAUGAUAGUUAAUUGCAAACUUAAAACAAUUUGUAGCAUUAAUUAUGAAAUUUCCCAGAUGUGCUUUAAAGUUAUUGCGAUUAGCUGAAUAUGAUUGUAGCUUGUCAGAAUGUCCGAACAUAAUACACACCAUAAAAUAGCAGUUGUCAUAAUGUACGACAAAUCAAGUUGAUUGAGUUUAACGUUAUCUGUGAUACGUUUAGUAACCCCGUGUUUUGAAAUGAUACUUAAUUGCAAACGUAAACGAUUUGUAGCGUUAUUUUCAGUGUUUCCCAGUGGUGCUUUAAAGUUAUUGCGAUAAGGAUGAUACAAUUGUAGCUUGUCAGAAUGUACGAACAUGAUACAAAUGUUACAACGUAAGUUAUCACUUGUCACAAUGUACGACAAUCAAGAAGUGGCAAAAAUGGAGGAGUUUAACGUUAUCUGUGAUUCGUUUAGGAACUCCUUUUUCUGAAAAUGAUCCUUAACCUCAAACGUAAACAAUUUGUAGCUUUCCUUUCGAAAAUUCUUACUGGUGCUUUAAUGUUAUUGCGAUAAGGUGGAUAUGAUUGUAGCUUGUCAGAAUGUCUGAACAUGAUACACCCGUUACACCGUAAGAUAUCAUUUGUCAUAAUGUACAACAAUCAAGAAGAACCUCGAUAUGUGAUACGUUUAAUAACCUGUAUUCUAAAAUGAUACAUAGUCGCAAACGUAAACGUAGCGUUAAUUUCGAAAUUUCCCAGUGGUGCGUUGAAGUUAUUGCAAUAAGGUGAAUACAAUUUUAGCUUUUCAGAAUGUCCGAACAUGACACAAAUGUCACAACGUAAGAUACCACAUAAUUUGAGAAUCAAGAUGAGUCAAAAACAGUCGAGUUUAAUGUUAUCUGUGAUGCAUUCAAUAACCUGAUACUUAACUGCAAACAUAAACAGUUUAUAGCAUUAUUUUCUAAAUUUCCCAGUGGUGCUUUAAAGUUGUUGCGAUAAGGUAAAUACGAUUGUGGCUUGUCAGAAUGACCAAACAUGAUACAAAUGUUACACCGUAAAAUAUAAUUAGUCAUAAUGUACGACAAUCAAGAUGAGUCAAAAUGGAUGUUUAACGUCAUCUGUGAUACGUUUAGUAACCUGUAUUCUGAAAUUAUACUUAACUGCAAACAUUUAUAGCGUUAUUUUUGAAAUUUCCCAGUGGAAGUUAUUGUGAUUUCUGCCUCAUGACGUUUUUUUUCCCGCUCCUAUUGGUUCUUGGUUGAAUAGUAGCUGAUGUCGCACUGCAGAAAAAUGUCUGCAAACUUUUGUCAAUGCCAUAUUUUUUAAUUGGUGAGAAAAUUUAGUUGCAAUGACCAUUAAUCAGCUGUUGGUGAAUAUAUCAAACCAACUAUUACAGACCACAGAUUUUAGCCAUUUCCAAAAUUGACCGCAGAUGAAGAAAUCGUGACCACACAACGUGAGCCGGGCUUUAAAACCUUUGAGCUCUUGGAAUAAUAAAUAAAUGUUGUAUACUUUGUGAUUUGAUGCAGUGUAGUCGCAUCUGAUAAUGGAAGAAACAAAGCUUUUCGAAACUUUGAAACAAUUGCGUUGCAAAUUAAUUCACUUUUUCAAAUCGUUCAAAAUUGUUUUGAAUCAUUCGAAACAGCAAAUGCUAGGAACACCUGCUGGUCAAAAUGUGUAAAUGCAACAAAAACAUGCAUUAGAACUGACUUUUUCAACCAUAUUCUAAACAUUAAAUUAAAAGAAUUACCUAUAAAUGCACUUAUCUUACCAUCUAAUAUAAUAACAUAUUAAGUGUGUGCAUAAUUCGCAGUUUUUUAUACAUUUUCUAGGCUUAUUUAUAGUUUGUUCCAUGGUGGGUUCUGCUAAACUGACCAAAAAAAAGAUUAUUAUAUCUUAAAAUUUUACAAAUAUCUCAUUAAAACAUCUACAAACUCAUAAA
This is a messenger RNA of Danio aesculapii, 4515 nucleotides long. RefSeq names its product nfe2 like bZIP transcription factor 2a (gene nfe2l2a). The transcript has 5 exons. The coding region runs from base 162 to 1907 and encodes 581 amino acids. Gene Ontology annotation, molecular function: RNA polymerase II cis-regulatory region sequence-specific DNA binding; DNA-binding transcription factor activity, RNA polymerase II-specific. Gene Ontology annotation, cellular component: nucleus. Lineage: Eukaryota; Metazoa; Chordata; Actinopteri; Cypriniformes; Danionidae. The record is from RefSeq and is a predicted model, not a curated record. Gene Ontology annotation, biological process: regulation of transcription by RNA polymerase II; cellular response to oxidative stress.